UGGCCGCGAGCCGGCCGAGGGCCGAGCGCGUCGCUCCCGCGUCCCCACACACCGAGCCCGCCUCGCGUUCGCUGUCGCGGCUGUUGCCCGGGGUUUAGCGGCUCUCGUGCCCCUCCUGGCUCCGCGGCUGGCCUGGCCCAAUGGCGCCUCAGCGGAGGGGACCACCCAGAGUUCCGGAGGGAAGCGCUGCAGCCGAGCGCCGGCGCGCGAACAGCACCAAGAAGGACCGGCUGCCUCGGGAGGCACAGAGGACAUGGCUAAGGACUGUGGCCCUUGGAGUAGGCCUUGCUCUGAUCACAUUCCUGCUCUGGAGUAGUCUGGGCAUCAAUGAUGAUGUUGUUGAAGUCUUGGCCCGUCGCAGUGAGGUCCUAGAAGGCAGGUUCAUUGAGGUUCCCUGCUCUGAGGACUAUGAUGGUCACCGAAGAUUUGAAGGCUGCACCCCGAGGAAGUGUGGCAGAGGUGUCACUGACAUAGUGAUCACCAGGGAGGAGGCCGAACAGAUUCGCAGAAUAGCAGAGAAGGGGCUCUCCCUAGGUGGAUCGGAUGGAGGGGCAUCUAUCUUGGACUUGCAUUCUGGGGCCUUGUCUGUUGGGAAACAUUUUGUGAACCUGUACAGAUACUUUGGCGAUAAAAUACAAAAUAUCUUCUCUGAGGAGGACUUCCAGUUAUAUAGGGACGUGCGGCAGAAGGUCCAGCUCACCAUUGCCGAAGCUUUUGGCAUCAGCGCAUCCUCGCUGUAUCUGACAAAGCCCACGUUCUUCUCCCGAAUCAAUAGCACGGAAGCCCAGACAGCUCACGACGAGUACUGGCAUGCACACGUGGACAAGGUGACCUACGGCUCUUUUGACUACACUUCACUGCUUUACCUAUCGGAUUACUUAGAGGACUUCGGUGGAGGGCGUUUUGUGUUCAUGGAGGAAGGGGCCAACAAGACAGUGGAACCCAGAGCUGGUCACCUCUCUUUUUCUCUCCCUCCAGGUCGAGUCUCAUUCUUUACCUCAGGCUCUGAGAACCUGCACCGGGUGGAGAAGGUCCUCUGGGGCACCCGCUAUGCCAUCACCAUCGCUUUUACCUGCAACCCCGACCAUGGCAUCGAGGAUCCAGUACUCACAACGUGACAAGGGCUAGGUUGGGUCCUGAGGACCAUGGGUAGAAAGAAGCCUGUUGGUGGCGCCCCAGUGUUGGGACGCAGCCCCGUCAACAAAGGCACUCUCCGAGGCCAGGUCGGCGAGCGAGCGAGUGCUCACCGCCCCCCCCCCCCCCCCGCCCCCAUUUCAGCCCAUUGCUGCUGCACAGAGUGCCUUAUGAAUUAGCCUGAGUUUGAUUUGCUGAUGUUUUAAUCUUUUCAUCUGUGAGUAAAUCAGGGAAAGAGCCUCUCAA
Messenger RNA from Mesocricetus auratus (golden hamster), 1380 nucleotides. It is a transcript of the gene Ogfod3, whose product is annotated as 2-oxoglutarate and iron dependent oxygenase domain containing 3. The record is from RefSeq and is a predicted model, not a curated record. Bases 141 to 1118 code for a protein of 325 amino acids. NCBI's taxonomy places the organism in Eukaryota, Metazoa, Chordata, Mammalia, Rodentia, Cricetidae. Gene Ontology annotation, cellular component: membrane. The transcript has 9 exons. Gene Ontology annotation, molecular function: oxidoreductase activity, acting on paired donors, with incorporation or reduction of molecular oxygen; iron ion binding; L-ascorbic acid binding.